Fusarium proliferatum ET1 is the source of this 885-nucleotide messenger RNA. RefSeq lists its product as uncharacterized. Lineage: Eukaryota; Fungi; Ascomycota; Sordariomycetes; Hypocreales; Nectriaceae. Gene Ontology annotation, cellular component: membrane. The transcript is spliced from 3 exons. The record is from RefSeq and is a predicted model, not a curated record. Bases 1 to 885 code for a protein of 294 amino acids.
AUGGUAAACUAUUAUCGAUAUGACCCAUCUCUACCUGCAAACAUUAUUUUUAUUAUUGUCUUUGCCAUUUCGUCGGUCAUCCAUCUCCUCCAGAUCUUGAAGACAAGGACAUGGUUCUUCAUACCAUUUCUAAUUGGCUCGCUCUUUGAAACCAUCGGCUUCAUUGGCCGUGCCAUUAACGCUGACGAGGCACCGGAUUACACUUUUGGCCCAUACGUCAUGCAGAGCCUGCUCCUCCUUCUAGGUCCGACUUGCUACGCUGCCUCGAUUUAUAUGAUCCUGGGCCGCUUGAUGCAGCUGCUGAACGGACAGAAGUAUUCCCUGAUCAGACCUAAUUGGUUAACCAAGAUCUUUCUUCUUGGAGAUGCAAUGUCCAUUGCGCUACAAGGAAUCGGUGGCGGGAAGCUUGUCAAUGCCGAUACUGAAGGAGAGAGAACAACAGGACAGAACAUCAUCAUCGCAGGCUUGACGGUGCAGAUUUUAUUCUUCGGUCUGUUCAUCAUUGUGACCGGCCUAUUCCACUGCCGAUUUCUCAAAGACUCCUCAGCUCAAACGUCUGGCUUUCGAACUAACUGGCAAAAGUCAUUGGUGAUGAUCUAUGUGGCGAGCAUCCUGAUCCUGAUCCGCUCUCUCUUCCGCAUGAUCGAGUAUAUUGAGGGGCACGAUGGGGAGCUGCAAUCUAAGGAAGUCUACGUUCUCCUGUUAGAUGGUUUCCCGAUGGCCAUCGCAAGCGUCAUGUUCAAUGUGCUCCACCCCUCGAAUUUCUUAAAUAUACGAAUCAAGAGCCUCGCUGAUUCUGAAACCGAGACUCCUCUGGGCGUAUGGCAAGAUCGAUCUGUGGAAAGUGUUAUGGAGAGAGGGCCAGGGGCGUCAAACAACAGAUAG